Penaeus monodon (black tiger shrimp) is the source of this 2121-nucleotide messenger RNA. It is a transcript of the gene fd102C, whose product is annotated as forkhead box protein L1-like. The record is from RefSeq and is a predicted model, not a curated record. Gene Ontology annotation, biological process: anatomical structure morphogenesis; regulation of transcription by RNA polymerase II; cell differentiation. NCBI's taxonomy places the organism in Eukaryota, Metazoa, Arthropoda, Malacostraca, Decapoda, Penaeidae. Gene Ontology annotation, molecular function: DNA-binding transcription factor activity, RNA polymerase II-specific; RNA polymerase II cis-regulatory region sequence-specific DNA binding.
GCAAUAAUCACCAACCGCAAUAAUAAUCUCCAACGCGACAAUCUCCACCAUCAGCGAGCCUAGUCUCCGCCGCCACUUUACCUCCUUCUUAAGUCCUCCGCCCUUUCGAAACGGCUCAAAGUCAUUUUUUCCCCUUUCUCUCGUAUGUAUUUUCUUCAGAUUUCAUCGCUGGGGGGAAGACGUCUUUGUCAGGAGGAAUAUGUAUUUUUUCGGAGUAUUUGUCGGUCGAAAAAUUUAUCCGAAGGGGGACUUUUGGGCGGCGGGAAGGGGGUAAAAUCGAGUCCGCGGUGUCCCCGGUCGAGUUCGCCGGCUUCGGACGCGGCCAAUAUCAGGGCGCAGCGAUUUGUCGGAGUUCCACUCAGGCACAAUAUUUGGAAAAUGGUGGCUAGAGAGUGCAAAACUUUAGUCAAACAAGUGCGCCCUGAUUGGUCCACACCGAUCAAUGUUUGUCUCAACACGCUGCUGAUUGGCUAGAAGGCGGAGCCAGAUUUUGUGGGCGGCGCUAGCUCCUUCUUCGGCCAAUGAGAAAGCUGGAAUCGAAGGGUCAGUGGGCGGAGCUCGGCAGCUCGGUAAGUUAUUCUUAAGUCGGUCUGGCAAGUUAGAGGACAACAUUAAUCAUCUGUGAGCCGCAGAAUCCAGGUGCAUCGGCGGCCGCUCUGUGUGUGAUUGUGCGCGUGUCUGCCACGUGUUGUGGGGCUUUCGAUAUUCCCCAGCCAGUGAACUUAAUAUGGAUUCAGUGUGUGGGCGUGAGUCGUCGGUGUCGCCACCCACGGUGGUGGCGCCCGUGGCCGUAAAACUCCUCCUUAGUGACGCCCACGCGGUGGCAGCGCCCACGGACCAGCAGCGCCUGCUGUACCAGCUCGCUCUGGCCGAGCGCCUCCGUCUCGCCUCCGCCGGCCUUGCCUGGGCGCGGCCUCCGCUCACCGCGCACCACCCUCACCUGCAGGACGCGGGCGUCGGAGGCCACCUGGUGGGCGGCCUGAUGAGCAACCCGCUCAUGGGCGGCAUAGGAUCUCCUCUCAUGGGGGGCCUAGGCUCCACCGGCUUCGGCGGCGCGCUGAUGGGCGGGCAGGGCGGUGUACGGCUACCGCCUGGUGGACCCGCGCAUGCUGCUGCCGCGCGGCCCCGAGGAGCCGAAGCCGCAGCACUCGUACAUCGGCCUCAUCGCCAUGGCCAUCCUCAGCUCGCCCGACAAGAAGCUCGUCCUCAGCGACAUCUACCAGUACAUCCUCGACCACUACCCCUACUUCCGGUCCCGAGGGCCCGGCUGGAGGAACUCCAUCCGCCACAAUCUGUCCCUGAACGACUGCUUCGUGAAGGCGGGCCGCUCGGCCAACGGCAAGGGCCACUACUGGGCCAUCCACCCGGCCAACAUCGACGACUUCCGCCGGGGCGACUUCCGCCGCCGCCGCGCCCAGCGCCGCGUCAGGAAGCACCUCGGACUCGCCGUCGACGACGACUCCUCCCCGGAGCCUCCGUCUCCCACGACAGGUCUCACCGUCGCCCACGACUCGCCCACAGCCGCCCACCACCACCACACCACCGCCCUCACCGCCGCGGACGAGGCCUCCGCGCCGCAGGCCUCCCCGGGCUCGCUCCCGCCGCCGCCCGUCGCCCGCAAGCGGCAGUUCGACGUCGCCAGCCUCCUGGCGCCGGACGACAAGCUGCCCAAGACGCGACGCCACGCCAGCGAGCUCGGCCAGGAGGUCCACGCCCCGGACCGCGCGCCCGCUCACGCCCACGACGAGAUCGACGUCGUCAGCGAUGACGCGGGCGACGAGAGCCACCCCCCCGCCGCCUCGCCGUCGCCCACGCCAGCCGCCCACGACGAUGAAGACGACCCACGCCCGUGGUCCCUUCUAGGCUGGGUCUCGGGCGCCACGUGGCCGCUGCCUCCGCCCACCUCCGCCCACGACCCGGACACGCGGGCUACCCACGAGCCGCCCACACAGUGAACGACGGUUUAACGCCCACACGCCCAUUCCAGAAAAGGGGCGAGAGGAGCGUAGGACGGGAAAGCAUGGCUGUGAUAUGUAUGUUAAACUUGUUGACUAAAUGAUGUAAUUUAACAAUUUUUAUGGAUGACAAAUGUGUGUACAGUAAUAAAUUAUGUGUUUCUAA